Perca flavescens (yellow perch) is the source of this 697-nucleotide messenger RNA. Its product is annotated as type-4 ice-structuring protein LS-12. The coding region runs from base 130 to 600 and encodes 156 amino acids. Gene Ontology annotation, molecular function: lipid binding. Gene Ontology annotation, cellular component: extracellular region. The record is from RefSeq and is a predicted model, not a curated record. Gene Ontology annotation, biological process: lipoprotein metabolic process; lipid transport. NCBI's taxonomy places the organism in Eukaryota, Metazoa, Chordata, Actinopteri, Perciformes, Percidae. The transcript is spliced from 4 exons.
UACGUAGGAGGUGAUUAAAUUGUGAUUAGUCGUGAUUAACUAGCUAUAAAAGCCUCCGGCUCUCUGACAGAAGGCACCAUCAGGUCAGAGAACCCCAGGAGUUAAGGUUUGUCUUGCUCAUCUGCAGCCAUGAAAUUCUCCCUUGUUGCCGCUCUUGUUGUUGUGCUGGCUGUUGCCUAUGGCACUGAGGCCGGGUCAGUGGUGAAGCGUGACGCCCAGACUGAUUUGGAGAAGCUCACCCAGCUCAUCAAUGACAUGUCUGCCAGCAUCACCGGCGCCACUCAGGACAUGGUGGAGAAGGUGAAGGCUCUGGAGGUGACCAACACUGCCCAGACUUACAUUGAGGACAGCAGGGCUCAGAUCCAGCCUCUGGUUGAUAAGGUACAGGCCGAGGCCGCCAAGCUGCAAGAGCAGGUCAAGCCCUUCAUCGCCAACAUUGAGGAUCAGAUCAAGCCUUUGACCGACAACUUCCAGGCCCAGGUCAAGCCUCUGACCGAUAACUUCCAGGCCCAGGUCCAGCCUCUGACCGACAUGAUGGAGAAGUUUUUCCAGCAAGUGAUGGACCAGACCAAGGCCCUGCUCCCCCCCAGUGAAGCUUGAUUCUGGUUCAUUCCAGCUGCAAUAACGCUCCCGUUUUGGUUCUGUCUCCAAGUUAUCUGAGAUGCGAUGGCUGAAUGUUAUCAAUAAAGGUGUUGGA